This is a messenger RNA of Aplosporella prunicola CBS 121167, 2499 nucleotides long. RefSeq lists its product as uncharacterized. Gene Ontology annotation, molecular function: DNA binding; DNA-binding transcription factor activity, RNA polymerase II-specific; zinc ion binding. Bases 1 to 2157 code for a protein of 718 amino acids. The transcript is spliced from 6 exons. The record is from RefSeq and is a predicted model, not a curated record. NCBI's taxonomy places the organism in Eukaryota, Fungi, Ascomycota, Dothideomycetes, Botryosphaeriales, Aplosporellaceae. Gene Ontology annotation, biological process: DNA-templated transcription; regulation of DNA-templated transcription.
AUGCCUCAAGCACAGCGCCCAAUCGACACCGGCGUCGGAGAGAAGCCCGCGAAACGGAAAUACACCUCGAAAGCAUGUGAGGCGUGUCGACGUCGUCGCGCCAAGUGUGAUGGCCAAAAACCAUCAUGCUCGCGCUGUCUCGACCGUGCCAUCGAGUGCCGUUUCAGCGCCGAGGAAGACAAGCGGCGUCCUGCGCCGCAGUCUUACGUUCGGCUCUUACGAACUCGCAUAACCAUCCUGGAGCGUAUACUGCGGUCACAUGGCAUCGAUGUGGAUGCUUCAGUGGCCCGAUGCAUGCUAGACGAUAGACGUCCGGAAGCAGUGGCUCCGGUAACUCCUCAGGACGCUCCACAUCAAAGCAAAGAGGCUAGCAUCAGCUCUGAGCAUUUCGAAGAGCUAUGCGUGGCCUAUGAGCGCUCUUUGACUUUGGAUGAGUCUGUGACGUUCGACCAGGAUGGCGAGAUGCAUUAUUUUGGGCCUAGUAGUGGACGCCUUGAAUUCCAGCUUUCCGAGGCCCCUAAGCCCCUGGAGCCGCAUAUCCCACUCAAACGAGUUUUACCCUUGUCGGAAGAAGAUGACGAAGUACCUUACGAGCUGAAAUCUCAUUUAGUCGACCUGUUCUUCUACUGGCAACAGCCAUGGUGCCAAGUUGUUGACGAAAAGCUUUAUAGAGAAAGCGAGAUGAACAGUGGUCGAUAUUACAGCCCCCUGCUUCUUAACUGUAUCCUCGCCGUAGGGUCUCGUUUUUCCGACAGGCCCGAAGUACGCUUGGACGUGAACGAUCCCAACACCGCUGGUCGGUGUUUCGUAGAAAAAGCAGAGCUUCAGCUUCUUUCUGACCUCAAAUGGCCCAGCGUUACGACCAUCCAGUCAUUGUCUCUCCUCAAUACUAUUUAUGUUGUAUGUAUGACAGUGGGCUCCCUGUAUGCGAAUUGCAUUCUAACUGCUCAGGCUAUCGGAGCGGAUGCAGCCGGCUGGCUUCAUCAAGGAAUGGCUAAUCGACUAGCGCUAGAUAUGGGACUGAAUCUAGAUAUGGCUUCACUGACCGGCUCGAAUACUAUGCCAUCAGACGAAGCUGAGUUAAGAAGACAGAUUUAUUGGGCGCUUUAUUGUGAUGACAAGCUAUCUGCAAGCUACACGGGACGGGUCUGCACUAUGUUGGACAACCAAGGUGUAGUCAACUUGCCAUCGGGCUUCGUCUCACCCGAAACCGGAGCAGCAACUUCCAAGGUAGCCAUCGCCGGCAUGUCCAGUACUGAUGCAGCACUGCUGCACUGUGCCCUAAUAAAACUAAGCCACAUCUCCGAAAACAUGUUCCUCGCAUUAUACGCGCCCAAGCCCUCUCUGCAGGCAUCCCAACGAACUUCCUUCCUCACAUCCUGCAUCCUCGAACUCAAAACCUGGGUGCACGACCUCCCAUCAGCUCUACGCAUCGACAAGCCCAGUGGCGGCCUGCAAGCCUCUCCGCAAACCUACACUCUCCACAUGACGUACCACACGACCUUCAUCCUGCUUCUCAAACCCUUCCUCGUCAAGAAAUCGCCACUAAAACCCCAACCCCCGGCAACCAGCAGCAGCGCCUCUCUCAACGGCAUAAAAGCGAGAGAAAUGUGCCUCGAUGCCGCCGAGCGCAUCUGCCUCGUCGCUAAAAAGUACCGUCAAGCAUUCGGCAGCUUCCGCAAGAGCCCCGUCUCUGCGACGCAUUGCACGCUGUGGGCUGCGCUGGUGCUGAUUCAGAUGGGUAGCAGUGGUGCUGGGAGUGGAGGUGUUGGCGGUGAUGCAGGCUUGAGCGUAAGGAACAUUCACAAUAUUGAGCUGUGUCUGCAGAUUUUGGAAGAGCUGGCUGUCUCGUGGGAUAUUGCGCGAAGGAUCUGCCGGAACCUUCAGGAGCUGUAUCGGAAGCUGAGGGCUGGCGAUGAUGCCGCGACUGAGAUGGCUGAGCUCUCUGCGCCGCAGGGUGCGACUGGCGAUCGUGGUGGCCUGCAAGACUUGUCUCCGCAUCUACCCGACGAUGGUAUCGGCUCUGUACACGCUCUGGUUGGCGAUGGUGGAGUAGGCGACCUGGGAGCUAAUGUCUCGCUGGACGACGCGUUCUGGGCAGAAAUCGGACUGGAUUUACCGGGCGACUAUCAUGGAUUCAACAUGUCGAGAGCCUAAGUUGAUGUCGCAGUAUGAAUUCUGCAGCAACAACCUAUUAUCACCUUGGAUGUUCGUUUGCCAGCUACUAAUAGACCUAGGAGAAAUAAACUCGGUAUACUCCCAGGAGCCUUAAAAGGUGCUAGGCAGUCCAAUCUCAUCCAGCUCAUUUCCCCAGAUAUUUGGGUCCCCGGUGCUUUGAAUGGAAUUAAAAGGCUGGAUAUUGGACUGCGACUCAGAUAGCCAGUCCGAAAGAUUCGAGAUGACUCCCGACUCGAGCAUCGAGUGCAUUUGAUCCUCUUGGUAUAGAUCUAUCCUCUCGAACGUAAUGUCAUUAAGCCAGGGGAAUAUUUCCGUAAAGUC